This is a messenger RNA of Coregonus sp. 'balchen', 24977 nucleotides long. Lineage: Eukaryota; Metazoa; Chordata; Actinopteri; Salmoniformes; Salmonidae. The record is from the annotation of a GenBank genome assembly.
AUGUCAUUAUUCCUAAAUCUGAUGACAUCAUAUAGAAUAAUUGUUAAAUCUGCUGUUUCUCAACCGCUCUACACAGCCUCAUUUUACGGGGAUGGAUAUGUGCAGCUGAAGACUGUGGAGUUAUCCAGCCGAACGUCGCUCCAUGUGCGCUUCCGCACCUCAAGUCACAGCGGACUCCUUUUCCUGGCUGCCGGGGAGACAGACUUCCUCCUGCUAGAGCUGCACUCUGGUCGCCUGCAGGUGAGAACACACCUUACAGACAAACAGACAUGCCAUAGCUCAGAGAUUGCAGGUGAGAACACACCUUACAGACAAACAGACAUGCCAUAGCUCAGAGAUUGCAUGUGAGAACACACCUUACAGACAAACAAACAUGCCAUAGCUCAGAGAUUGCAGGUGAGAACACACCUUACAGACAAACAAACAUGCCGUAGCUCAGAGAUUGCAGGUGAGAACACACCUUACAGACAAACAAACAUGCCAUAGCUCAGAGAUUGCAGGUGAGAACACACCUUACAGACAAACAAACAUGCCAUAGCUCAGAGAUUGCAGGUGAGAACACACCUUACAGACAAACAGACAUGCCAUAGCUCAGAGAUUGCAGGUGAGAACACACCUUACAGACAAACAAACAUGCCAUAGCUCAGAGAUUGCAGGUGAGAACACACCUUACAGACAAACAAACAUGCCUAAGCUCAGAGAUUGCAGGUGAGAACACACCUUACAGACAAACAGACAUGCCAUAGCUCAGAGAUUGCAGGUGAGAACACACCUUACAGACAAACAUACAUGCCAUAGCUCAGAGAUUGCAGGUGAGAACACACCUUACAGACAAACAGACAUGCCAUAGCUCAGAGAUUGCAGGUGAGAACACACCUUACAGACAAACAAACAUGCCAUAGCUCAGAGAUUGCAGGUGAGAACACACCUUACAGACAAACAGACAUGCCAUAGCUCAGAGAUUGCAUAUUACUUCAUAGACUCAGAGCAAUGCUCACACUACAUGCUACACACUACACCCUACACACUACACUCUUAGAAAAUCAUAAAAAACCUAAACGGUUCCAGGUAGAACCCUUUUGGGUUCCAUGUAGAACCCUUUCCACAGAGGGUUCUACAAGUAGCCUAGCGGUUAAGAGCGUCUGCCAUUCUGCCCUUGAGCAAGGCAGUUAAACCCCAACAACAACUGCUCCCUGGGCGCCGAUGACGUCGAUUAAGGCAGCCCCCUGCACCUCUCUGAUUCAGAGGGGUUGGGUUAAAUGCGGAAGACACAUUUUGGUUGAAUGCAUUCAGUUGUGCAACUGACUAGGUAUCCCUUUCCCCAAAAGGGUUCUAACUGGAACUUAAAAGGGGACAGCUGAAGAACCCUUUUGGAACCCUGCUUUCUAAGAGUGUACCUAUUGUCCAGACUGUACAUACUAAAGAGAUCAGGAAAUACUGUCACUGUAGAGACGUCUCCAACAAAAUCAGUUCUGACCACUGUGAUCAUGUAUAACUCAGUACUGCUCUUAGCACUACUACUUUGGAGCGCAGACAAGCCACAACAAUCAUUUUCUCUAGACUACAGAUUGUGAACACCCCUUCAAAUUAGUGGAUUCGGCUAUUUCAGCCACACCCGUUGUUGACAGGUGCAUAAAAACGAGCACACAGCCAUGCAAUCUCCAUAGACAAACAUUGGGAGUAGAAUGGCCUCACUGAAGAGCUCAGUGACUUUCAACGUGGCACUGCCAUUGGAUGCCACCUUUCCAUCAAGUCAGUUUGUCAAAUUUCUGCCCUGCUAGAGCUUCCCCGCUCAACUGUAAGUGCUGUUAUUGUGAAGUGAAAACGUCUAGGAGCAACAACGGCUCAGCCGCGAAGUGGUAGGCCACACAAGCUCACAGAACGGGACCACCGAGUGCUGAAGUGCGUUGUGCUUAAAAUCGUCUGUCCUCGGUUACAACACUCACCAACAAGUUCCAAACUGCCUCUGGAAGCAACGUCAGCAUAAGAACUGUUCGUCGGGAGCUUCAUGAAAUGGGUUUCCAUGGCCGAGCAGCCGCACACAAGCCAAAGUUCACCAUGCCCAAUGCCAAGCGUCGGCUGGAGUGGUGUAAAGCUCGCCGCCAUUGGACUCUGGAACAGUGGAAACGCGUUAUCUAGAGUGAUGAAUCACACUUCACCAUCUGGUAGUCCGACAGACAAAUCUGGGUUUGGCGGAUGCCAGGAGAACACUACCUGCCCGAAUGCAUGGUGCCAACUGUAAAGUUUGGUGGAGGAGGAAUAAUGAUCUGGGGCUCUUUUUCAUGGUUCGGGCUAGGCCCCUUAGUUCCAGUGAAGGGAUUGGUGUGGAAGAACUUGACUGGCCUGCACAUAGCCCUGACCUCAAUCCCAUCGAACACCUUUGGGAUGAAUUGGUGUGCAGACUGCGAGUCAGGCCUAAUCGCCCAACAUCAGUGCUCGACCUCACUAAUGCUCUUGUGGCUGAAUGGAAGCAAGUCCCCGCAGCAAUGUUCCAACAUCUAGUGAAAAGCCUUCCCAGAAGAAUGGAGGCUUUUAUAGCAGCAAAGGGGGGACCAACUCCAUGUUAAUGCCCAUGACUUUGGAAUGAGAUGUUUGACGAGCAGGUGUCCACAUACUUGUUGUAUAUAGUGUAUAUAGACCGUUAUUAUCCUCAGAAUGGCCAAAGGUUAUGCUCCUAUUGCGCUCAUAGAAAAAAAGACCACAGUGAAUUUAAGGAUUUACCACAGUCCCUGACAAGUUCAUUCAUGAAUCUUGCUGGAAGAGACCACAGUCUGUUAAAUGUUAGUAUGUGCUGCAGCAUGUAGUUGAUGAGUGGCUUCACGUUUCACUGUAAAUGUGGUGGAAUAUAUGUCUGUCUUUUCAACCUGGUAUUCUGCUAGUGAUUACCCCUACUUCAGUGGAGGCUCCUCAGAGGAGGAAGGGGAGGACCAUCCUCCUCAGUGAAUUUCAUAAAAAUAAAAAUGGUAAAACAUUGAAAAACUAUACUAAAUAUAUUCACAUGUCACCAAAUAAUUGAUUAAAACACACUGUUUUGCAAUGAAGGUCUACAGUAGCCUCAACAGCACUCUGUAGGGUAGCACCAUGGUGUAGCCGGAGGACAGCUAGAUUCUUGGUACAUUGACUUCAAUACAAAACCUAGGAGGCUCUUGGUUCUCCCUCCCUUCCAUAGACUUACACAGUAAUUAUGACAACUUCCGGAGGACGUCCUCCAACCUAUCAGAGCUCUUGCAGCAUGAACUGACAUGUUGUCCACCCAAUCAAAGGAUCAGAUAAUUAAUCUAGUACCGAAAGCUUAAGAUACAGCUAGCUAGCACUGCAGUGCAUAAAAUGUGGUGAGUAGUUGACUCAAAGAGUGAGAAAGACAAUAGUUGAACAGUUUUCAACAAAUUAAUUUCUUCAAAAAUGAAGGAGAAGCAAGAGAAAGAGAGAGAUUUCGUUAUUCUUUUUCACUUUCACUUACUUAGCUAGCAAAUGCAGCUUGCUAGUUUAGUUACUCAAACACCAGGCUCAAACAGAGGGAUGCUAUGUUAGCUAGCUGGCUAUGACUAUCCAACACAACACUGGAACUCUUCCAAGUCAAGGUAAGCUUUUGGUUUGAUUAAUUUAUUACCACCGGGGCCCUCCAGUGUAGCGGGUUUACUAACGCAUUAGUUCUAUUACUAUUAGCUAUGUUGACGAGGGGAAAAUUAGAGUGUAGUCGCCUAAACCUAUCGAUGUUACAUUGAACUGGGUGAAUGGAAUAUGAAUGACAGUCAUCCAACAUGCUGUAAUAGAAAUAAGGCCAUGCUCAUGAAAAAACAAUCGUCCUCCCUCAUCAUAAACGGCACUGACCGCCACUGCUCUACUUAGGGUAUAUCAGACAGAAAUAUGCUGAGAACAACCUUGAUGUGCCACUUUCCUGAACCCUUCUGUCGUUUGAUGAUUUUUGUAACACAUCUGCUAUGUCAUCUUACAAAAUAACCACCAAUUAGUCUUUGGUAAUUGUUUAAUUCAAAAACGGUUAUUGAUACCUUCAUUUCUCCUUUAUCACUCGUUAUGUCAUUCCUUCUUUCUCGCAGGUUCAGUUGGAGUUGGGAUCAGGUGAGCGUACCCUCCGCUCUGAGAAGGGGGUCCAUCUGAACGACUUGGCCUGGCACUCUGUGGAGCUCCAACACGACCAGCACAACGUCACUCUGACGGUGGACCGCCACUCCUACACCAGCGUCCGGAUACCCGGGCCCGACCUGGACCUUAGUGUCCACGAUGGGUUGUUCGUUGGUGGGACGGUUGGCCUGGACAAACCCUACCUCCAUAGUGAUGAUGCCACAGGUUGGGUUAGAACCAAAAAAAAGUCAUUUAAGUCAUCUGGAAAUUAGAAUCAAUGACUAUAAAAUAUUCUUAUUAUUCUUCUCUUCCUCCUGCUCCUCCUCCUCUUCCUCCUCCUCCUAGGCUUCCGCGGCUGUGUGGAUGAGGUGCUCUUCAACCAGCACAACUUGCUCUCCAGCCUGCGGCCCUACUCAGGCUAUAAGAGUGUCCAUGAGGUGUCUCUGGGCUGCAGUUCUCAGUUCUCUGCAGGCGAAGACGACCCAAUUAGCUUCUUCAGUUCCAGGGCGUACAUGUCCCUGCCCCCGUGGGACGUCCCUCAGGAGGGGGUGUUGGAGUGUGAGGUACAUACCUCCUCCGAAGAGGGGAUCGUCCUGUACAGCUCUGCCCACCAGGGAGACUUUAUCGCCAUGGAGAUCCAAGAGGGGAGUUUGGUGGUUGUCGUUGGUAACGGCGGGACUAGGACGAUGCUGCACUCCCUCACGUAUGUCAACAACCAGAAAUGGCACCGGGUGAAACUACACCUGCUUCCUCACAGCCUGCAGCUGACUGUAGGUAAGGACGACCUGCACUGACCACGAUGGAAACAAGUAGUAAACCUUUAUUUUGUGUUGUCGUUGUUGAUUUUCAAUUCAGUGUAUCCACUUGUGUGACUGGAAUUUUAUUUUUGAAUUGUCAAAUUAGGGCUAGAGUUAGGGUUAGUGAAUAGUUACAGUAGGAUGAAUGUUGUUGACAGUUCGUUGAACAUCUACUGAACAUCUACAAAGCAUCUAUUUGGGACUAUUCAAAUAAAGUGAUAUCAAUGAAUUGUAUCUUUCUAGGUGAGGAGAUAGUCAACCACAGCCUGGAGGCUCAUUCCAAGGCCCUGCAGCUCCGAGGCCCUCUCUACAUGGGUGGUGUUGAUGACAGAUCAAGUUUAGAAGCCAGGAAGGCCGGCCUGCUGUCUUUCAAUGGGAAGCGACUGGCCAGUGGAGGAUCCUUCAAAGGCUGUCUGAGAGACAUCCGGGUCAAUGCGCAGAGGAUGGGGCUUCCCCACGCUGUAGUCACCAAAGACAUAUCUGUCGGCUGUGAGUUAGAGAAGCUUCCAGAAGCGAUCACCACUGUGAGCCCAACGGCUGUCCUCUCUGUCACCUUGCCAUUAGUCCACCAUCAUGGAUCAGACAGGAACAGGAAGAAGCUGGGUCAGAACUUUCUGGUUCUGAAAGACUUAGUGGUUCCAGAAGGUGGGAGGGCUCCGUUAGAAUCUAAGCACAUCAAGGUGAAUCUAGAGUUCCGGAAGCUUGGAAUCCGUCAGUCUCAGAUUAUGUUCCGUAUUGAGGAGCAGCCGGUGCACGGCCAGCUGAGACUUGAUGUGGAUCAUUCAGACCAAGACGAGGAUUGGACCUUCAGCAUGCUGGACCUGUGGCACGGUAGAGUGAUCUACGUCCAUGGAGGCUCAGAAGACCCUCAAGACUUCUUCAUGUUCUCUGUCUUUACCAACAGCAAGAAGGAGAUCCCCUUUUACCUCAAGGGAAACAAACUACACCGCUUCAACAUCAGCGUCACUCCCGUCAAUGACGCUCCCGAGCUCAGCCUCCCUGAGGGAAGUCUCUUCAUCCUCCUGGAGAACUCCAAACGCCACCUAAACACGGAUGUUCUCAGAGCCACCGACCUGGACAGCAACUCCACAGACCUAGUUUUCACCAUCCUGGGAAACAAUAAUGCUGAAGCAGGGUUACUGGAGAACCAGGACCACCCAGGGACGGCCAUCACCACCUUCUCCCAACCCGACCUGGAGGAGGGGAAGGUCAGCUACGUGCACACCGGAGGGCUGGUGAGGAACUCCCGGAUGGCUGUGAGGGUCAGUGAUGGAGACAAGGUGAGCAACACAGUAGUACUAAGGAUCAUGGCUGUCCAGCUUGAGCACAAGGUGGCCAACAACACAGGGGUGGAGGUGUAUCAGGGUGGGGCUGCCGUCAUCAGCAGCCAACACCUGGCUAUGCAGGUCAACGUUGUGAAGCAGGGCUUCGACAUCCGCUAUGACGUGGUGGAGGCGCCACGAUAUGGCGAACUGCAGCGGCUGCACUCCAGCGGAGAGUGGAAGCCCACCUCUGUCUUCUCACAGAAGCUUCUGGAGAAAGAGCGCAUCAGGUACCUAGCUGUGUUGUUUGAUCUAUGUUUGUGUGCAAUUGUCCAUUGUUUUAACACCACGAGUUGAAGGAAAUAUUUCAAUUUUAUGAAAUAAUUUAAUGGACAAUAAAUGUUUUAUUUUCGAUUCUAUUCAGGUACCUCAACACCUUCCAGGAGAUCAGGACAAGCAACGUCACAGAUCAGUUCAAAUGCAGGGUCAGUGUGGGCUCAGCAGCGACUGAUGAACUGGUUUUCCACAUCACGGUGCGGUGGAUCCACUUCAAGGUCACCAGGAGUAAGAUGGAGGUCAGCGGUGUGAGGAAAGUAGUCCUUAGCAAUGAGGAGCUCCGUGUUGUCUCCAAGGGUGUGAAGCUCCAUGACAGUGAACUUCACUUCAGAAUGCUAUCCCUGCCAAAUAAAGGACAGCUCGUGUUCAAAGACAAAGUCUUAAUGAAAAACUCAACAUUUAGCCAGAAGAAUAUAUCUGACCACAUGGUGAAAUAUGAGGUUACAGGUAGGCCUCAUGAGGCCACGAGGGACUCGUUUGGUUUCCAGGUGUUCUCCAAACACGCACACUCAGGGGGUUACGACUUCAGAAUAAACAUCAAGGCGGAUGUUCAUAGCCUGAUCCCAACAAACAAAGGACUGUCCAUCCUGGAAGGAGAAAGCAAGGUAAUCACCAAGGAUUUACUGUUUGCUGAAACAGUCGGGGCCAAAGCAGUACUUUAUACCCUCACCCGCAGUCCUAAACAUGGCAAGCUAAAGAGGAUCAAUCUCUCUAAUUCUACGUCUAUUAACGAUAACAUCACAGCUUUCACCAAUCAGGACAUCUUAGAGGAGCGCAUUAUGUACAUGCACGAUGGCAGUGAAACCACGGAAGACGCGUUCAUGUUCCACACCACCGUCGCCAAACACACCAAAGGACACAAUCACAAACGCACACACUCAAAAAAAGAAAACACUCACACCAUUGACGACAUCUUCAACAUCUCGAUUGCCCUUGUCAACGACGAGAAACCGGUCCGCGUUGUCGAUAAAGUUUUCCACGUGGCCAGGGGCGGGCAGAGGCUGCUGACAUUAGAUGACCUGCGCUACCACGACGCUGACUCUGACUUUGAUGACAGUCAGCUGGUCUACACUAGACGGGGCAUCCCCAUGGGCGACCUGGUCCUAGUGAACGACACAGGCCACAAGCUGUACCAGUUCAGCCAGGAGGACCUGCAGCAUCGCAGGGUGCUGUUCAUCCACAGGGGGGUCAGUAUGGAGUGAAAUCAGUAACUUUUAUUACACACAAAGACACACACAGUUUUGAUUAUUGCUUUGUUACAGUUACGAAUAUUAAAGAUUUCACUCCAUAGGUCAGCUUCGGACGCUUCGUCCUGUUCGUGUCAGACGGGAAACACUACACAUCCACACUAUUGGAGGUCAUUGCCCAGGACCCAUACAUCCAGGUGGAGAACAGCACAGGCCUGCUGGUCCAGAAAGGCCAUGCGGCCAUCUUGAGUUCGGCCAACUUCAGUGUCUUUACCAACCAGGAUGUCCGAGACGAUGAGGAGGUGCUCUACCAGGUCUUCCUCCCGCCGAGACACGGGCAUCUGUUCCAAAACAACGUUAAGGUAAAAUAAUUUAAAUAGCACCAGCACUGUAUUGUUUGUAAUGUGCAUGUUGUGUGUUGUGAUGUUGUUCUAUGUAAGCCUGUGUCAUUUAAUUUUACCUAGGGCAUCAAAAGUUCAAUUCAAUUCAAAGGCGGACCGGUUCAGUAUAAUUCAAUUAAUUCAAUUCAAUUCAAUUCAAUUUGAAGGUGGAUUGUUUCACUCAGCAUGAUCUGAAGGCGGGCAGCGUGGAGUAUCGCCAUGAUGACAGCAUGAACCUGGCUGACUCCUUCAACUUCACGGUGAGAGUUAAAGAGGUGCGUCUUGACGCCAGCGUUGGGGUGAGGGUGUACCUGGAGAGCCACCAGCAGCCUCCCACUGUAAUCUACAACCACAUUGUAGUGGUGGAGGAGGGCAAGCCUGUCAAGAUCAACAGAGGAGACCUGGAGGUGAGAUACUACAUUGAAGUUCCCUAUCACAAGCAGUUUGUUUCUGUAUAGAACCAUGGGCUAUCGUCACACGUUUUAGUUGUAAGGGAGGACACAAUAACAGAUCCCAUUAGCUUAGCAGGGGUGUUACACAAGUUUUAUGCUUAGGAAUAAUACUAGAAUUAAUUUACAAACAUAGACACAUUUACACGUUACUUUUUUGUCUUGUAAAACACCACACCUCUCAAAUACCACCAAAUAGUCUAAUCUCAUGUCAUGUCACAUCUUUCAUCUCACCUCUGUUUUCAGGUGACCCAUAAGGACAGCCUCCCCUCUGAGAUAGUGUUCAAGGUGAAGACGGCUCCAUCCCACGGGUUCCUCCAUAGGUCAACCAAGGGAGAGGACCAUCACUACCAGGGUCGCAGAGAGGAGACCAUCCACGCCUUCUCCCAGGAGGAUGUCAACACUGGACACAUCCAGUACCUCCAGGUGGAUUCAGACCAGACCCACGACUCCUUCCUCCUGGACGCCUCCAACGGCAUCACAGAUGUCCAUGACAUCAGGUAAGUAGAUGAUAGGCUGACCAGAAGUCCAUGACACCAGGUAGGUAGAUGACAGGCUGACCAAAGGUCCAUGACAUCAGGUAGAUAGAUGUCAGGCAGACCAGCAGCAGGGAGGUUGCCGGUUCAAGCAAAACAUUUGAAUUAUUCUUGUUAGGUUCUGACAAACAGAGUGAAAAACUAACGGACUACUAGUCAAAGCACAAACCAAGUUUAUUCACCCACUGGUUCAAACAGCUGAAAAGGCAAAUACAUGUUUACACAGGUACAUAUACAGUUGAAGUCGGAAGUUUAUAUACACCUUAACCAAAUACAUUUAAACUCAGUUUUUCACAAUUCCUGACAUUUAAUUCUAGUAAAAAUUCCCUGUCUUAGGUCAGUUAGGAUCACCACUUUAUUUUAAGAAUGUGAAAUGUCAGAAUAAUAGUAGAGAGAAUGAUUUAUUUCAGCUUUUAUUUCCUUCAUCACAUUCCCAGUGGGUCAGAAGUUUACAUACACUCAAUUAGUAUUUGGUAGCAUUGCCUUUAAAUUGUUUAACUUGGGUCAAACGUUCCACAAGCUUCCACAAGCUUCCCACAAUAAAUUGGGUGAAUUUUGGCCCAUUCCUCCUGACAGAGCUGGUGUAACUGAGUCAUGUUUGUAGGCCUCCUUGCUCGCACACACUUUUUCAGUUCUGCCCACAAAUGUUCUAUAGGAUUGAGGUCCGGGCUUUGUGAUGGUCACUCCAAUACCUUGACUUUGUUUUCCUUAAGACAUUUUGGCACAACUUUGGAAGUAUGCUUGGGGUCAUUGUCCAUUUGGAAGACCCAUUUGCGACCAAGCUUUAACUUCCUGACUGAUGUCUUGAGAUGUUUCAAUAUAUCCACAUAAUUUUCCUUCCUCAUGACGCCAUCUAUUUUGUGAAGUGCACCAGUCCCUCCUGCAGCAAAGCACCCCCGUAGCAUGAUGCUGCCACCCCCAUGCUUCACGGUUGGGAUGGUGUUUACAUUUACAUUUUACAUUUUAGUCAUUUAGCAGACGCUCUUAUCCAGAGCGACUUACAGUUAGUGAGUGCAUACAUUUUUCAUACUGUAGAAUAAGAACUCACAUCAGCUCUAUUCAUGGCAUUUCUAUCUGCAACAUUCGACGUUUGGAAACUGAACGUGGCCUUGUAUUCUACCCAGCGACAGUGCAUGAAGGAAAAACGUCCCUGAUUGGUUGAAAGAUUUUUUUUUUUUACAUUAUUACAAUAUCUAUAUUGCCCUAGUUCUUAAAAUAAAAUAGGUCAAAAUAAAUAAGAUUGAUGUAGAUAGUUACAGUAGAUUGUUGGUGGUGAUGUCUUAAUAACAAUAACGAUUUUACCAAAUUAAUGAUCUGACCAACAUUGCAAGCAGAACGUUUACACCGCUAUGAACAGAGUAGGGUCGGGUGAAAUUGGUAUCAUUCAGGACAGUAAUAUUAAGACCUGCAAUGAUCCCCAAAACAAUUUUUCUUAAAGUUGAUGCAUUGUUUUAUAUUUUAAUUGCUCUACUGUACUGUCUAAAGCAUGUAAGCAAAGCUUGCCUCCAAAAUGCAUGUUUUCUAAACAUUUCAGAUGGUCUACAUUACAGCUCUGAAUCAUUAUCUUAAAGCCUUGUCAUAAAACAAGUAAUUUAAUAUUGGCCUGAAAGCCAUUGAUGACAAUUCCAACACAUUGGGAGAAAAAAAAAGGUUUUCCAACCCAGCUCUUUUAAAAACAAGCGUAUUACCUUUCCAUGUAAUAUAUUGUAUAUCAAGCAUUCAAUAUCUUGAUCUAACAGCAAAUAAGACUUCCUCUGGUCAAUGGAUCAUAACGAAAUUAAAACCAACACUCCUUGGUCUCACAAUAUGAUCAAUUUUCUUUAUAAACUGCAAAGCCAAAAACCUUGAGGUAUGUGCGCUUUAAAAAACAUACUGCCGCCCAUGCACCAUGAAUGCACCCAGCACUGCAUGGGGCGCAUUGAAUAGUACAGUACUCCUGAAUCCCAGUCUUCAGUGAGAUGACGCAAUGGUGAGUCAGUUGUAUGAAAUGCGCCACCUAGUGGAGAGGAGAGCGCACUAGAAGCACUCUCCUCUCCACUAGAGGAGUACUGUACUAAAAGGUGAGAAGGAACCCAGCACAGGAAAUGACCAUUAAUGCUGUCUGGCAAGUUGUUACACAUCAUCUUUAAAUAUAAAAGAGAAAAAGAAGAGAAAAACAGGGGGGGUGCAGAGGCAAAGUGGGGUGAGAAUUGAGGAAUGACAUUCUUUGACUACUCAGAACCCAGAGAGAAACUACUGAGCAAAAUGGGAGACAGAAUAUGGAAGAUUGUGGGGGAAUGAGAACCAGAGAGAUGAACAUUGACAGUGUUUAAAGGAUAGGGGCAAGGAGAACAGACAUUUCAUUUAAAGGAUAGGGGGUGAUGGGAAAUGACUAAGCAAAAGACCCCAAAAUGCUGCACAGGAAAUGGGUAUUUCAUGGAGCCAGCAACUAAUCCCAACAUCCCACCCUGAACAAACAUAGCUUUCGAUACCAUUCAGAUGAGAGGAGCAAGUGGGAAUGACAAAGGGGGUAGAGCAGGGGUGUCAAACUCAUUCCAUGGAGGCCGAGUGUCUGCGGGUUUUUGGUUUUUCCUUUCAAUUAAGUUCCUUACUAGUUAGUGACCUUAAUUCAUCAACCAAGUACAAGGGUGGAGCGAAAACUCAGCCCAUUGUGGAAUGAGUUUGACAUGUGGGGUAGAGGAAUUUAUUAUAUAAACAAAUUACAAAGCAAUGGUGAGGUGAACAUAGUGAACAUGGUGUGAUGGAAUAUUUUAAAUGGUUCUUUAUUAAUCAUCGGCUUCCAAAUAAACUAAAACUCAAAAGAUUCAAACCUUUUUUUAUGCAUCUACAAAAAGAAAAAGCAAAGCUAUUUCACAUCCAUGAUUGCGUUUUCAAAUCAUUGGUUUUUGGGAAGAAGAACAAAACGUGUCCGCUUCUUGAUCUUUGUGAAUCCAUAAACUAAAGGGUCCAUCUGCACAUAUCCACCUGUGCUCUCAGUGUGUGGUGUGUGCCGUUGUUACCAUCUGACCAUGCAGAUUGACCCCAUUCCAUACACAUACACACACACACAAACCUCUCAAACAGGAUGUACAAAAGCUUGUGUUUAGCAUCAAAACAGUGCAGGGCCCUAACCAACAGUAAAGCCUCCUUUCCUCUCCCCAUUCCCCCUCCCUAUCCCCAUCUCUCCUCCCUCUCCCCAUUCCCCCUCCCUAUCCCCAUCUCUCCUCCCUCUCCCCAUUCCCCAUUCCCCCUCCCUAUCCCCAUCUCUCCUCCUUCUCCCCCAGGUCUGCAUUUCCAUCACUGAAAGGAAGGACCAAUUUCAUCUACAAAGUGACAGGAGAAGAGAGUAGGGGAAAGGGAGGAAAUACAAACAGAAUACAACAAACCUCUCUUUCAGACACACGCACGGACAUACACUCAAACAGUUCAAAACAGUAUCAGAGAAAAAGAGGACCGAACCCUAGGUACUGUCUGCUUUGUUGCCGUUUGGUGAUGAGGGAGAUAGAAGUAGGGAGGUAGAGAAAGAGUGUGUGGGGGAGGGGGGGGGGGGGGGGGGGGCGACAGGGGUGCUUGGUUCAGGGAGCGGUGUCCAGUGGGUGUUAUUUCUUGGCCUUUCCGCCCUUAGCGGAAUUUCGUGGCGGGGUGACCGGGCGUCCAGAUCCCAUUCCUCCACCUCCACCUUAAGAGUAGAGCUUCUUAUCCGCUGGCUUGAGAAUCUGAAAGGAGCACAUGAGGGUCUCAUCCACACUCAUCAUGGCACCGGCAUUAUCAAACUCUCCACAGUAGUUAGGGGCAGAGAACAGAGUAACAAGCUGUCUCUUUGCAAAGAACUCGUAACCGUCUUCUACCACCUGAUGUGCCCUGCAUAUAAGGUCCAUGUCAUGUUUGUGCAAAAAUAUGGCCACCACAUCUGCCCCGAAUGUAAAGGAGACCCCACGGUCGUUCUCGCCCCAGCCCAGGACAUCUUUGUCUGGGUCGGCCCACAGCAGGUCACUCAGCAGGCCCUGGUCAGGCACAUCUGUGGGUCGCAUCACUCUGCGCACCUGCUCCAUGGACUGGAGGUCUGGAGAGAGGCCUCCAUGGCAGCAGAAGAUCUUCUCAUCUACAAUUGCAGCCACGGGUAAACAGUUGAAGCAGUCUGUGAACGUCUUCCACAGCUUGAUGUUAUACCGUCUCUUACACUCAUCAUAAAAGCCAUAGAUACGGUUAAUGGAGGCGCAAUCUUGGUUGCCACGCAGCAGGAAGAAGUUCUCGGGUAUUUGAUCUUGUAGGCCAGAAGCAGGCAGAUGGUCUCCAGGGACUGCUUCCCUCGGUCCACAUAGUCCCCUAGGAACAGGUAGUUGCUCACCGGGGGGAAGCCUCCGUACUCAAACAGCCGCAGAAGGUCAUAGUACUGACCAUGGACAUCACCGCAGAUCUUGAGUGGUGCCUCAAGCUCGAGCAGGAUUGGCUGGCUGAGGAAGAUUUUGCGAGGCUUAAGGCAAAGGCCACGGAUCUCGUUCUCUGUCAGCUGAACGUUUUUGCCUGGUCGAGAGCCCUUAACUUCCCGAAGACGCUGUAUUAUGGAGUGGAUGUUUAAUUUGUCCGGGUCCGCCAUUUUACUUAUUUUUUUGUCGUGGUUCAGGCAGUCAAGAACUUCGUUUCGUGUUGCUUCUUUGAUUUGACAAUAGUCUUCCCGUGGAGAAGACAGGGGUCUUUCAGCUCUGUUUUGGUCCUUUUUCUCUUCGUAUUUCAGAGUCCCUCUUUCUCUUCCCCCACUGAACUUAAAAAGGUGUUCUUCGGCUUGCAAGCAUUCCCCUAUUUCCUCCAAACAUAACGAUGGUCAUUAUGGCCAAACUGUUCCAUUUUUGUUUCGUCAGACCAGAGGACAUUUCUCCAAAAAGUACGAUCUUUGUCCCCAUGUGCAGGUGCAAACCGUAAUCUGGCUUUUUUAUGGCGGUUUUGGAGCAGUGGCUUCUUCCUUGCUGAGCGGCCUUUCAGGUUAUGUCGAUAUAGGACUCGUUUUACUGCGGAUAUAGAUAAUUUUGUACCUGUUUCCUCCAGCAUCUUCACAAGGUCCUUUGCUGUUUGUUCUGGGAUUGAUUUGCACUUUUCGCACCAAAGUACGUUCAUCUCUAGGAGACAGAACGCGUCUCCUUCCUGAGCAGUUUGAUGGCUGCAUGGUCCCAUGGUGUUUAUACUUGCGUACUAUUGUUUGUACAGAUGAACGUGGUACCUUCAGGCGUUUGGAAAUUGCUCCCAAGGAUGAACCAGACUUGUGGAGGUCUACCAUUUUUUUUCUGAGGUCUUGGCUGAUUUCUUUUGAUUUUCCCAUGAUGUCAAGCAAAUAGGCACUGAGUUUGAAGGUAGGCCUUGAAAUACAUCCACAGGUACACCUCCAAUUGACUCAAAUGAUGUCAAUUAGCCUAUCAGAAGCUUCUAAAGCCAUGACAUCAUUUUCUGGAAUUUUCCAAGCUGUUUAAAGGCACAGUCAACUUAGUGUAUGUAAACGUCUAACCCACUGGAAUUGUGAUACAGUGAAUUAUAAGUGAAAUAAUCUGUCUAUAAACAAUUGUUGGAAAAAUUACUUGUGUCAUGCACAAAGUAGAUGGCCUAACCGACUUGCCAAAACUAUAGUUUGUUAACAAAAAUUUGUGGAGUGGUUGAAAAACAAGUUUUAAUGACUCCAACCUAGGUGUAUGGAAACUUCCAACUUCAACUGUAUUUAUACCCUCUUUCUAGGCUGAGUCUCCUCCUUACACAUCUAGUCAGCCAAUACAUCUCUGUUGCUAGGCAGGACUUUAGUGGUGACUGUUCUUUCUCACUUCAGCUGACCUGACCUCGACCCGCAUUCCUCACUCCUCCCCAACUCACAGCUGUCCUACCUUAUCAGUGACUAAAACCAGACUGUGGCCCUUCUCCUCUCCAUAGGAUACCUGAGAUUUAACCAUAACAUGUUCUGACAGAAUGUAAACUUCCUCUCCUCCCCUUUCUCCCUCAGUAGAUGCCAUCCACUCAGUUCAAAUAGUGUAAGAUAUUUCAAGUUAGAAGUUCGAAUCCAACACUCUCCAUCCAGGCGCACUGCACCGUGGCUGACACCGUGCCUCUGUGUGUGUGUGUUGGGGAAAAAGGCAGAAGAUUAGUUUCCGUUCUAACCAAAUGGACAAUAAAGCAUCUCAUUCUAUUUAAUUCUAUUCUAUCAGGGUCUCUGUGGACAUCAUCCCAAUCCACAUCCCUCUCAAUGUCUUCAACGUGACCUUGGAAGAAGGGUCAUCCACGGCCCUGACCAAGGAGGUCCUACAGGUCACCAACAGACACUUCUCUCAGGUAGACUUCUUCUACCAUGUAUCUGAGCCACCAAGCCACGGUCAUAUUGAACACGCACGCAUUUCUGGACUCUCCAUUUCUUUCUUCACACGCAAACAGGUUAGUAAAAGGUCCAAGGUCAUCUAAGUUCUUAUCUUCUUCAGGUGGAACAUCUUCUACCAGUAGGGUUUUAAAAAUAGUGUCUCUACUGGGCAGAUGGAAUUAUACCGGACAGAUAGAUUUCCUAACCUUUGGGUCAUUUCUGUGGUUUCAGGUGGAUUCAGGGCAUAUUUAUUAUGUCCACGAUGGAAGUGAUACACUGGCAGAUAACUUCACCAUUAUCGCCAAUGACACAGACACCAGAAAGCACAGCCAGCCCUGCACGGUGUUCGUCCAUGUGACGCCUGUCAAUGAUGAGGCCCCAGUAAUCACAGCCAACAGGAUUCUAAAGGUGAGUUUUUUGUGUGUUUAUAACACAAUAAUACUGUAGUAACAGAUAUGUGUAAUAACAGAGAUGGAAGGAACUCCAGAAACUGGCACAAAAAAAGUGUGAGGAAUUUGUGAUUGACCUAUGCUAGUAUGCUCCUCCUAAGUAAUGUCGGUGUGUUUUAGUCUCAUGAUUUUGAGGAACAGGAUUUAUAAGAAAAAUGUGUCAUUGGGCUCUAUUUUGGGAGUGGUCAGGAAACUGUGUCACUGGUCGUUUGGCAACUUCCUGUACUGUCAUGAAAAAUAAUUUAGCAAAGGCUUAGAGUUGAGAGUUUGCCCCAACUUAUCAAAUAGUUGGAAUUCCUGACAUACUCUCAACUGUCCCUCUUAACCUUGAGAUGUUUCUGUUGUUGCUGGAGUUGAGUCCAAUUGAGUUAUUUUGUUGUUCAAAUGUAUGAGCCACAGUUUAAUGUUUACACCCUUGUGACUUCGAAUAUAAGAGUGUAGCAUUGUUCCAAGAAAAGUAAUUAAGUUAAGAAUCUGGUAUUUUGAACAUUCAGUCAAGAUUGCAUGCAUUUCCUUUUCUGGUAUUAUUGAAGUACCCAAACUGUCCACAAGGAGGACAUCACUCUCAGUGGUGGUAUCAGACAACAACCAACUUUCAUGACAUACUGUAGGUUAGUGGUUCCCAACUAGGGGUACUUGGCCUAUCCACAGGGGGUACUUGAGAAGACUCAUGAGACCAUAGGCCUACUGCUAAAAUGCACAUGAGGAGGUAUUUAAACACCCUAAGGUCGAUGUCCACACCCCGCGGAAAUCUAAAUAGCAUUAUACAAAAAUCCCCAUUAAAAGCCUGUCAAUUUAAGCUAGAGAUAUCCGUUUUUUUUGCAUUAGAUCCUCCGCAUCCGCCGAUGUCGCAUUUCCACAUCUGCAGUGAAAGGUGACAGAGCUAGAGCGGUGUUUAUCAGACCAUGAGACAUCCCCAAAAUCGGUCUUCUCACAAAAUCGUCUGUAGCGUCCAAACGGUUUGGCCUAUAAAACUAUCAUGUUUUGCUCUACGACCCCCACAAGCAUCUUGGGACUCGUCUGAAGUCCGUACAGCCGAUCUGCCAACUUCCAUCUGUAGCGUCUGAACAGUUUGGACUACACACUAAUAUGACCCCUGUGUGGAAAGGUGAGGCUCUCACGAACACGUACAUGUUUUGCUCUAUGAUGCCUACAGGCCUCACAAGACAUGUCUGAAGGUCCCCCGGUACCAGUUGAAAAAAUGAAUGGAAGUAUAUAUGGAGACUGUUAGUGCCAAAAAUAAGGGGUUAAAUAUAAAAAAAAAUAUAUAUAUAUACAAAUGUUUUCUACAUUUACAUUUUACAUUUUAGUCAUUUAGCAGACGCUCUUAUCCAGAGCGACUUACAGGAGCAAUUAGGGUUAAGUGCCUUGCUCAAGGGCACAUUAACGUCAUUUAGCAGACGCUCUUAGCCAGAGCGACUCACAAAUUGGUGCGUUCACCCUAUAGCCAGUGGGAUAACCACUUUACAAUUGGGGGGGGGUAGAAGGAUUCCUUUAUCCUAUCCCAGGUAUUCCUUAAAGAGGUGGGGUUUCAAAUGUCUCCGGAAGGUGGUGAGUGACUCCGCUGUCCUGGCGUCGUGAGGGAGCUUGUUCCACCAUUGGGGUGCCAGAGCAGCGAACAGUUUUGACUGGGCUGAGCGGGAACUAUGCUUCCGCAGAGGAAGGGGAGCCAGCAGGCCAGAGGUGGAUGAGCGCAAUGCCCUCGUUUGGGUGUAGGGACUGAUCAGAGCCUGAAGGUACAGAGGUGCCGUUCCCCUCACUGCUCCAUAGGCAAGCACCAUGGUCUUGUAGCGGAUGCGAGCUUCAACUGGAAGCCAGUGGAGUGUGCGGAGGAGGGGGGUGACGUGAGAGAACUUGGGAAGGUUGAACACCAGACGGGCUGCGGCAUUCUGGAUGAGUUGUAGGGGUUUAAUGGCACAGGCAGGGAGGCCAGCCAACAGCGAGUUGCAGUAGUCCAGACGGGAGAUGACAAGUGCCUGGAUUAGGACCUGUGCCGCUUCCUGUGUAAGGCAGGGUCGUACUCUCCGAAUGUUGUAGAGCAUGAACCUGCAGAAGCGGGUCACCGCCUUGAUGUUGGCGGAGAACGACAGGGUGUUGUCCAGGGUCACGCCUAGGCUCUUCGCACUCUGGGAGGAGGACACAGCGGAGUUGUCAACCGUGAUGGCGAGAUCAUGGAACGGGCAGUCCUUCCCCGGGAGGAAGAGCAGCUCCGUCUUGCCAGGGUUCAGCUUGAGGUGGUGAUCCGUCAUCCAUACUGAUAUGUCUGCCAGACAUGCAGAGAUGCGAUUUGCCACCUGGUUAUCGCCACCUGGUUAUCAGAUCUAUCUGAUCUUAUAUCUCUCAGAUGUUUGAAAAUGUAUGCACUCCCUAACUGUAAGUGGCUCUGGAUAAGAGCGUCUGCUAAAUGACUCAAAUGUAAAUGGAAUAUAAGACAGACACUUCAGAACAAACAUCCUUUUGAUAUUUAUGGGUACUCAUUUUUCAUCAAAUUAUAUAUUUUUAUUCUUCAAGGGGUCUUAAAAUUCAAAAUCAAAUAGCAAAAUGAUCCUUGGUAUGACCUUAAAAUAAUUCCAUAUAGUUUAGUAGAACCCCCCCCUCGCCUUAGACAGGGUUUAGACUCUAAAGAAUUAAGGGGUUCUCUGGGCAGAGCAAAGAUUCAGUUGGUGGUACAGUAACCAAUAAAGGUUGGGAACCACUGCUGUAGGUUGUGGUACAAUAUGGUGGUAGAAUAUUGAUAGAAUUUCCAUGUUUGACAGAAAUCUUUUCAAUUCUCAAUCUUUCUUUCUGCUUGUUUUGCUUGUCCUCUUCUCUACCUGUAACUGUCCUCUUCUCUACCUGUAACUGUCCUCUUCUCUACCUGUAACUGUCCUCUUCUCUACCUGUAACUGUCCUCUUCUCUACCUGUAACUGUUCUCUUCUCUACCUGUAACUGUCCUCUUCUCUACCUGUAACUGUCCUCUUCUCUACCUGUAACUGUCCUCUUCUCUACCUGUAACUGUCCUCUUCUCUACCUGUAACUGUCCUCUUCUCUACCUGUAACUGUCCUCUUCUCUACCUGUAACUGUCCUCUUCUCUACCUGUAACUGUCCUCUUCUCUACCUGUAACUGUCCUCUUCUCUACCUGUAACUGUCCUCUUCUCUACCUGUAACUGUCCUCUUCUCUACCUGUAACUGUCCUCUUCUCUACCUGUCCCCUAUACAGGUGUGGGUGAACUCAGUCACAGAGAUCAGUGUAGGUGACCUGUGUGCUGAGGACAGUGACUCUCCACCUGAGGACCUAGAAUUCAUCGUGACCCCACCUAGUAACGGUCACCUGGCCCUGAAGAGCGCCCCUUCCAGGCACAUCCUCAACUUCACCCAGACACACAUCCUCCACGGACAGCUGGUGUUUGUCCACAGUGGUGAGACUAUGUAUACUGUAUAGUAGAUAUCAAUAGGAGGUAGCUUAUAGAAUAGAAGGUUAGGAGGGCUGAAGGGUGCCAACAAAAUGCUGCCGAUGCAAGUGGACAAUAUACAACAUGCAAGUUAGACAUACAAGUCAUAUCCCUCUUCUGGGGGAUUAUAAGGGUUAUAACCACAGACUACUGUACUGUAGUAUAUCCAACGACCGGAAGCGUUAAGACAGACUUUUGUUCCUUGCAGGUGCCUUGUCCGGAGGUUUCCACUUCCAGGUCAAUGAUGGGGUGAACUUUGCCCCACGACAGAUCUUCAGCACCACGGCCCGCUCCCUGGUCCUCAGCCUGGAGCGGAACCAUGCCCUCACAGUGUUCCCAGGUAACAGUAACUAGAUACACUGAGUAUAUAAAACAUUAAGAACACCUGCUGUUUCCAUGACAUAGACUGACCAGGUGAAUCCAGGUGAAAGCUAUGAUCCCUUAUUGAUGUCACUUGUUAAAUCCACUUCAAUCCGUGUAGAUGAAGGGGAGGAGACAGGUUAAAUAAAUAUUUUUAAGCCUUGAGACAAUUGAGACAUGGAUUGUGUAUAUGUGCCAUUCAAAGGGUGAAUGGGCCAGACAAAAUAUUUAAGUGCCUUUGAAUGGGGUAUGGUAGUAGGUGCCAGGCACACCGGUCAAGAACUGCAACACUGCUGGGUUUAUCGCGCUCAAAAGUUUCCCGUGUGUAUCAAGAAUGGUCCACCACCCAAAGGACAUCCAACCAACUUGACACAACUCUGGGAAGCAUUAGAGUCAACAUGGGCCAGCAUUCCUAUGCAACGCUUUCGACACCUUGUAGAGUCCAUGCCCUGACAAAUUGAGGCAAAGGGGGGGGGGUUGUAACUCAAUAUUAGGAAGGUGUUCCUAAUGUUUGGUAUACUCAGUGUAUAUAGACGUCGAACCACGCCCUCACAGUGUUCCCAGGUAACAGUAACUACAUAUAUAGAACAUGAACCAGUUAUGGUGUUCCCAGGUAGCAGUAACUACAUAUAUAGAACAUGAACCAGUUAUGGUGUUCCCAGGUAGCAGUAACUACAUAUAUAGAACAUGAACCAGUUAUGGUGUUCCCAGGUAGCAGUAACUACAUAUAUAGAACUUGAACCAGUUAUGGUGUUCUCAGGUAACAUAAGAGGAAAUAGAACUAUAGCCACCCCCUACACCAUAAUCAGAAAUUGUUUUAUUGUCCUACAAGAGGAAAAUCUUGGUACAGCUCACAAAGUGAAUAUAUAAAACAUAUAUGAAACACAGCAAGAAACAAACAACAGACAGAUAUAAAUAGUAUUCCCCGCCGCCACCACCUGCAUUAGCCUCAUUGCCUAAGCCUGGUCCCAGAUCUGUUUGUGUUGUCUUGCCAACUCUUUUGGUGAUUCACAUGACAAUGACCACAGGAGUUGUCAAGACAGCACAAACAUAUCUGGGACCAGGCUAGUAAACCCCUAGUCUUUCUGCUGCAGUAUAAAGUCAUUCUCAGCCUGUACUGAAUCAGAUUAUCAUGGUGCCAGCUGCCAGCCUUUACUGAAUCAGAUUAUCAUGGUGCCAGCUGCCAGCCUUUACUGAAUCAGAUUAUCAUGGUGCCAGCUGCCAGCCUUUACUGAAUCAGAUUAUCAUGGUGCCAGCUGCCAACCUUUACUGAAUCAGAUUAUCAUGGUGCCAGCUGCCAGUCUUUACUGAAUCAGAUGACCAUGGUGCCAGCUGCCAGCCUUUACCAGCUGGUUAUGUGGUAGGUUGCUAAGUAACUUAAUCAUACUUAACUUAUCAGCCAUUAUGCCUACUGGCCAGGGGCCUUGUUUAUCAAGACUAUAUGAUAACAGAGGUGGCAUAGUCUUACAUUAUACAGAAAGGUAAUCCAAUCGCCCUUGAGAACUUGCUAACAGUACAGUAUGGGAUGCUUCCUAUUAUCUAUGCCCACUUCAACAACAAAGUUUAUCACAUGAUAUUGUCAGUUUGCCUUUUGUAGGGUGAUUUUAACUUGAUACCCUGGUCGUGUUCAGUAAGGUAGUAAAUGUUUUCUCCAUGUUUCAAUAGGUUUUAGGCAGAGGCUGCGCGAAUGGAUUGAACCGCCCCAUUCUGCCCCUGUCCUGCCCCCCAGGAUGCCUCUUCCCCAGAGCUAAACAACCGUAUCACGUUCUGCGCAUGUGUUACUUUAGGCAUGUAAUCUUCAUAGAUAUGCUUGAUGUAAUCUUCAUAAUAUGCUGCCAUAUCAUAGACUGAAAAGCUGACAAAAAGAACACUACUACUUUGACUGCCUGUCUGCAUCCUGAUGAUGUAAUCUUCCAAGAUAAUGCUGUCUAGAUAGCGGCAUGUAACUCCCCACCUAAAAAAACCAACAUUAAAUAGCUACUUAGACUGCCUGUCUGCCUCCUGCUUAUGUUUGGAAUACUGCAAUGUCCUUUUAGUUACAACAGACAAAGAAGUUUGUACAACAUCUUGAUCAUGUCUUUUAUAGUUACAGCAGAAGUUUGUACAACAUGCCUUUCACCAGACAAAGACGUCCGAUCAUCGGCGUACAUUUUUCGGGUGUAAAGUAGCACAAUUGCAGAAGGUACGGUUGUUUAGCUAUCGGAAAGAGGUGUCCAGAGAAUCUGGUCACGCAGCCACUCUGCAGGUUUUAUCCCUACUAAACACGGUCCUGUUUUUGUCUCUGCAGGCUCUGUGAAGACCAUCUCUCAGAAUGACCUUCUGGUGGUUACCAAUGACAACGGUGACAUGAGAGGGAACCACUCCAUCCUUUACAGUGUUACCAGUCCUCCAAAGCUGGGGAGACUGCUCAGAAAACAGACAGACAACUCUACUGCAGAGAUCUCCUCAUUCACACAAGACAUGGUGGGCCUAUGUGUGUUUGUGUAAUCUCACGUCUUACAGUAAAGUGAAUAGAGAGACAGUUUUAUUUAUGUUUGGCACGGUUAUGUUUUCUUUACAAGACACAUUUUAAGAGUGUCUUUGCAUCAAUAACUUGGAUUUUGACGUUACAAUAUCCCUGUCCUCUUUUCUCUGUUGUCUUGUUAUUUUAGGUGAAUGAGGGUUUGAUUAGUUAUGACCAAACCCAUCCUGAAACGUUGGGAUGGACGACCACAGACUCCUUCACUUUCACAGUGUCUUCAUCCUCUGUCUCUCUUCAACCCCACGUCUUCAGCAUCCAUAUCUCCUAUGAGCAUGCUCCUGCAGAGCGCAACACCAUCCUCACUGCUAAUACUGGUGAGUCAGUUAGUCUGUGUUGCUGUUAGAUAGACAGACAGACAGACAGACAGGCAGACAAAGGCUCUACUGGACUCUUGACAGUAGUAUGCCCAGCUAACCUACCCUGCAGAAUACCAUCGCUGGUCCAAAACCUCAAGUUAAACUUUUGAAUGUAUUCUUAUUUGCAAUGACAAUCCUGAUAUUGAUGAAUGUCAAAUUAAAGCUUUUUGUUUAUGUUUGUAUGUUGUUCCUCUGUCUUACCAGGUGCUGUUGUGACUGAAGGUGGCAGAGUGGUGAUUGACAAGAUGCAGCUGGAUGCCUCUAACCUGCUGGGCAAGCUGUUGGAACCCCAGCGACAUUCCUACGAGGUCUGGUACCACGUCACCUCUCUACCCCAGCACGGCAUAAUCACCGUGGGAGAACGCAACCUGACCAGCGCCAAACCCAACUUCUCCCAGUUCAUCCUGGAUAAUUUCGGCAUCACGUACCAGCACGACGACUCCGAGACGACCCAGGACUUCUUCACCUUCGAGGCUUGGCUGAACCGUAAGGGCCAGCCUCCCCAGAGACGCUCAGAGCCCAGCCUGAUAGUAACAGAGUCGUUUGACCUCACAGUGACCCCUGUCAAUGACCAGCCGCCCCUGCUCCGGACCAAGGCCCCCAGUCUGAGGCUGGUGCAAGGGGACACAGUGGUCUUCAGCCCUGAGAACCUCCUGGUGGAAGACCUGGACACCCCACCAGAAGAGAUCCAUUACAAGGUCUUCUUCAAGUCGUCCUUCACCGUCCUUCACCUUUACAGCCCCUCAUUGUUUACACCUUACUUGUUGUUGUCAUUUUUACAGUAAUUCUGUUUUCCCUCCCUACUUUUUUUCUGUGUGUUGUUGAGACACAUCUGUGAAAUGCAUUGACAUUUUAUUUUAUUUGAUUUAGGUGAUCAGCAAACCCAACAAUGGCUUCCUGUCUCUGGGAGAGCAGCUGAAUGAGACAGUGUCUGCCUUCUCCCAGGCGGACAUUAACCAUGGCAGAGUCCACUUCGUCCAGGACGGAGAACCCUCUUCAGGGGUGUUCUACUUCAGUGUGACCGACGGGUUCCACCGGCCGCUAUACAAGCUCUUCAACCUGGAGGUCGCUGCAGCAACCGUCUCCAUGGUGAACAACACAGGCUUGAGGCUGGUGCAGGGUCAGACAACUGCUACCUUAACAACAGAACACCUGGCUGCAGAGACCAAUGGGAGACACAGUGUGACGAUUCACUAUAGAGUGACCACACCGCCACACCACGGCAGUCUCCUCAUGUCCGACCUGCCAGUCAGUGAGUUUAACCAGGAGGACCUUCACUCAUGCAGACUGUCCUAUCACAUGACGGACCUCACCUCCUCCUCGGACAGCUUUGAGUUCAUAGUCUCGACCACAGAGAGCAACAUGACCGCUCAGACGGUCAAUAUCACGGUCCGACCGCUAAUCCAUUUCAGCAAGCGCGUCCUGAUUCCCAGCGGCAUCGCCGUGAAGCUGAGGAAGGACUAUCUGGACGCCACGGACCUCGCCACGCUCAGUGGCAGCGACCCUGUCUUCCACAUCCUGUCCCCGCCCAAACACGGCAAGUUGGUCAAGUUGACCUUUGACCUAUUGGACGGUGUCAAUCACUCGGUGGAGUCGUUUACCUUCCGGGACGUGGUGCAGGGCAGGGUGGCCUUAGAGGAGACCCUGGCACAUCAAAGACACAGCAACAACACUGCCAAUCAAUCAACAUCUUUACUGUCCCAAUUAGGGACCGCCGACCACAACACAACAGAGAUCCAUGUGUCCAUGCUCAAUGACUCCUUUUCGUUCCUUCUGAGGGCGGAUAAUGUCCAGCCGGCCGUAGGAGAGUUUCUAUUCACCAUCGUGCCAUACAAAGAGAGUUUGAACCACACGACCAGGUCACCUGGGCGCAAUCGAACCACAGGCGGCAAAGGGACUACAAUCCACUCUGCUACCCACCCUCACACCACAAACCACAAGACCCACAACAAGACCCUACAGAAGCAGUUCAAAGGCCGUCACCACUGGGGGAACCAGACCCGCGGAGGUCACCCCAUGAUCCCCACCGUCCCCGGAAACACCCACGGGAAACACAACGUCCACGGCCCCCACAGAAUCACCCCAGUCCGGGUAGAGUCCCUGCCCCGGCCGGCCUCCGACCCCCUGCUGCUCAUCCUGCCCUUCCUGGCCUGCCUGCUGCUCAUCGUCAUCCUGGUGGUGCUGAUCCUGGUGCUGCGCCACCGCAGGGAGAAGAGGGCCUUAUCCAGAGGAGUCAUCCAAGAGCUGGCGGCUGCAGCUGGAGAUGGACGGCCAGAGGGGAGCCCCUACCUGGGCAGGCCGGAGAGGAGCAUUGCGGUCCCCUCAGUGGUGGUGACUCCGCUGCUGGGCCCUAAUAGUUGCCCCAGUACUCCGGUCCUCAAUGUGCUGCGUAGGGGAACGCUGGCUCCACGUGACCCUUGUCUGCUGCUCUGGGCGGUGGACGCUGUUCCUGAUAUGGUACAGGCCCAGCACUGUCAACCCCCCGAGCCCACUUUGAGAGACAACCAGUACUGGGUCUAA